UUGAAGUAAGAUGUCGGAAACCCUCGGCCAGUGUACCCUAAACAGUAUAGGGACCAUGAAUACUUUAAUGGGGAUUUUAAUACAAUCCCUAUUAGCUACACAGUGUAAGAUAUCGCCAGCCAAACAAUGGCCACCGGAUUAUGCUGCCAAAGCUUUAGAAAAAGAUUUACUGGCGUAUGAUUUUGUAGUGGUAGGAGCGGGUUCAGCAGGCUCUGUUGUAGCUAGUGAGUUAAGCCGAAUCGCAAAUUGGAGUGUUUUAGUGCUGGAAGAAGGUGGUGAUCCACCACAAGAAUCGGAGGUUCCCAGUUUAUUUUCGGUUUUACAAAACACAGACUAUGCUUACAACACGCUGAUGCAAUCCAAUGGACAUUCUUGUAAGGCCUUUAAGAAUGGUCAAUGUAGAUCGUGUCGUGGCAAACUUAUUGGUGGUAGUGGCUCUAUUAAUGCCAUGCUUUAUGUACGUGGCAAUCGUGCAGAUUAUGACGGUUGGUUGGCUGAAGGUAACACAGGUUGGGGUUAUGAUGAUGUCUGGCCAUAUUUUGAAGCACUAAUACAAGCCGAGGGCAAUGCCACACAUCCCCAAGGUUAUUUAGCUGUAAAUGAAUUUCCCUUAUAUGAAGAGGAUAUUUUUCAAAUGAUUUAUAAAGGCGGUGAAGAAUUGGGUCUCCCUCAUAGAGAAGACUUCGUUGAACCUUUUUACACUGGUUACGCUCAGGUCAAGGGUACCAUAGAAAAUGGCCAACGGGCAAGUACAGCCAAGACAUUUUUAAGUAGAGUAUCGAAAAGAUCUAAUUUACAAGUUAUUAAAAAUGCUCGUGUUACCAAAUUGAAUUUUGAUGCUAAAGGCAAACGGGUCUUAAGUAUAGAUUUCAUAGUUCAAGGUUUACACUCCCUAAAUGUCAAAGUUAACAAGGAAGCUAUAUUAACUGCAGGCAGUAUAGGUAGUGCACAAAUUCUUAUGUUAUCUGGAGUGGGUCCGUCAGAGGUUUUAGGUCCCUUAAAUAUACCUGUUAUACGCAAUUUACCCAUAGGCCAGAAUUUGCAAGAUCAUGUUAUGGCUGGUUUUUUUGUGGCCUUUGAUGGUCAAACAGCUGAUCAAACAAAAGUUAUAGACACAGUUUUUCAAUAUUUAGUGCAUAGCAAAGGACCCUUAAGUUCUCUUGGCACCACUUCACUAGUUGGUUUUAUGAAUUCUGAAAACCCUAGCAAUGGGUUAUAUCCCGAUGUAGAAAUGUAUCAUACAGCACUUCGUAAAGGUGAUAUUAUAGGUAUGAAUAUUUUCACGCAAGCCUUCGCUAUGUCACAGGAAAUGGUGGCAUAUUUUAUGAAAGCCAUACUUUUUCACGAUAUCUUGGGUGUAUUUAUGAUGUGUUUACAUCCGAAAUCUCGAGGCAGUAUAACUUUAUCUUCGCCUUCUUAUCUAGAUGAACCCAUUAUAGAUACCAAUUAUCUGCAGCAGCCAAAAGAUUUACAAGUCCUUGUACGCGCCGCCAAAUAUAUGGUACGUUUAGAGAAUACCACCGCUUUUCAACAGAGAAAUGCUCAUAUUUUACAUAUACCUAUAGCCAAAUGUGAUGUCUUCGAUUUUAAGUCGGAAGAUUAUUGGAAAUGUUAUAUAUCCUAUUACACUAUGAGUGGUUAUCAUUAUGUUGGUUCGGUUAAAAUGGCGCCAAGAAACGAUUCAACAUCCUGUGUAGAUAAUCGUUUGAAAGUAAAUGGUUUUGAUAAUCUUCGUGUUGCCGAUGCUUCAAUAAUGCCCACUAUUACCAGUGCCAAUACAAAUGGACCAACAAUAAUGAUUGCUAAAAAAGCAUCGGAUAUUAUUAAAGAGGAUUGGAAUGAGAUCUAGAUUUGUAAGUCGUAAUAGUGAGGUGUGAAAUUAAGUAGAUUAAAUAUAUACAUUUUUUGAUAAAUAAAAUCUUGUAAAAUUUUGCUC
Messenger RNA from Lucilia cuprina (Australian sheep blowfly), 1936 nucleotides. RefSeq names its product glucose dehydrogenase [FAD, quinone]-like. Gene Ontology annotation, molecular function: flavin adenine dinucleotide binding; ecdysone oxidase activity. The record is from RefSeq and is a predicted model, not a curated record. NCBI's taxonomy places the organism in Eukaryota, Metazoa, Arthropoda, Insecta, Diptera, Calliphoridae. Bases 11 to 1849 code for a protein of 612 amino acids. The transcript is spliced from 2 exons.